CUCAUAGUCACAUUCAGGUUGCACACCUGUACAGAACUAUAUUAUGCUACCUGCUUCGAUGUUUCUCUAAUGCUCACGUUCUGGAACACUUCCAUCUAAAGACGGCUUUGCAUUUCUUUACAAGAAAACCCCAAGAUAGAAUGUUUUAAGUACGUAGGAUUAAUAUCACAGCGCACACUCUUUGUGCUGGUCACUUGAAAAUGACGCCUGUAUCGAAAGAAUCGAGAGAGAUAUAAAAUGGCGGGAGGAAGAAGAAGACGGCACCAUCGAUCGGCAGUCUAAGCAUUGCUCCUCCGCUUCUUGGUACAACUCCCAAGUAAUUUGGUAGGGAAGAAGAGAAAGGUGGCAAUGGCAGCGUCGAAGCGCAGAAGUGUCGUCUUGCUCGUCGUGGUCACGGCCGCGGUGAUGGCGGCAGUGCUGCAGCAGCCAGCGGAGGCGUUGAGGAGGCACCGUGCCGACUCCCGCGUGCUCUGGUUCCCGGGCACCAGGCGCAGCCCCAGCGGGUUCCCGGGCUUCCCCCGCGGCAGGCUUUCGCCGCCACCCUCGGGCAGGCUGUCGCCGCCGUCGGUGCCAGCCGGCAGGCUCACGCCGCCGUCUCCGUCGGCUCCACCCGCGCCCGGCGGCUCGCCGCCGUGCGGCGCCGGGAGGCAGCAGGCGCCGCUUCCCGGCUUCCCCGGCAUGCCGGGCGCCGCGUCGCCGCCUUCGUCUCCGACGGACUGCGUGACGCCGCUGGCCGGUCUGAUGACGUGCGCGACGUUCCUGACCGGGAGCGAGGCCGACACGCCGACGCCGCAGAGCGAGUGCUGCGGCGGUCUGGGCAUGUUCCUCAACAGCUCGGCGGCGACGGACGACCGGUCGCUGCGGUGCCUGUGCCCGGUGAUCCUCGGCGACGUGAACCGCAUGCUCCCCAAGCCCAUCGACCCCGUCCGCAUGAUGUACCUCCCCAUCGCCUGCGGCGUCGUCCUCCCGCCGCAAGUCCUCUUCAUCUGCUUCACUGGGCAGCCCACGCCGCCGGUGGUGACGCGGAUUCCGGAAUCCUGGGAGAAAUCGUCCACUUCAUCAGCCUUGUCGCCCUGAUUUGGUGCCGAUCGGAUUUGGUUUCAAACAGAACUAUGCUCGGAUAUAACACAUUUCUAUGUAUCAAGUUUAAGAUUAUAGCAUCAGAAAAUAGGCAUGGACUUGCAACCAUCAGAGUCAUGUCUGAGUUGUGGUGUACUGCUGAUCGAUGUAAUAGCUAGCGUGAUUUCUUUUUUUCUCAUUAUCAAGAUAUAUCAAAACAAAUACAGAACAUAAGAG
Messenger RNA from Lolium perenne, 1296 nucleotides. RefSeq lists its product as uncharacterized. NCBI's taxonomy places the organism in Eukaryota, Viridiplantae, Streptophyta, Magnoliopsida, Poales, Poaceae. The record is from RefSeq and is a predicted model, not a curated record.